UCCUCCUCCUCCGAGUCUGAGUCCCUGUCGUACUACCUACCCGUGUCCCGCACGCUAUUGAACAGCUAUCGACUGGUUCAGCCUGUAUCUGCAAGUGCUAUAGUUGACUCGAUACGAUGGCCGAGCCCAAGUUCCCCUGGUUCAGGAUGUCGAUUGCCUCCGUAGCGCUCAUGAGCAUUGGCUAUGUAAUUAUGAAGGCUACUACACCUUCGCCUGAACAGACAUACGCUGCCAUGUCACCCGACUUGCGACGGAAGGUAGACCAGAACCGCGCCGCUCGUCUAGCCAUGGAGAGUGAGACGCGGAGACAGGUGGAGGCACAGGUGCGAUCUAUCCACGACUACGACGCGGCACAUAACUCAUACGGACGAGUAUAUAGCUCAAAGACCCCGACUCUCAGAAACCCGUAUGGGCAGACCGUCGAUCAUAGUCCCUACGACCUGCCCACUCCACACCCUCCAGUCCCACCUCGACCCAACAUCCCCGCAUUGCCAUGUGCCCCCUCGUCAUGUUGUCCCACGUGUACUAUACACAGAUCAUAUAAUCACGCCCUCAUGUGUACGCUCUAGCGUGCACAAAUCCGAAGUGCGCAAUCCAAAAGGUCUGUCACAGGAUAUAUGACGGAAAGAAUGUAUAUGUCAAACAACAAGAUGAAAAGAUUCACAGAGGAUGACGGUAAUCUAGUAAACUACAGCGCAAGGACA
Molecule: messenger RNA, 704 nt
Organism: Rhodofomes roseus
Lineage: Eukaryota; Fungi; Basidiomycota; Agaricomycetes; Polyporales; Fomitopsidaceae
Exons: 4
Coding region: 117-569 (150 amino acids)
Source: RefSeq, a predicted model, not a curated record